AUGGCUACUCGGUACAAUGUUUCAGAUCUGGUAAAUGCUUCCCUAUCAGAUGGGAAGAAGAAAACGAAACUUUCGGCAGAAGCGUCAGAAUUGGUUUCAUUGAAAAGCUGCCGUAGUAAUAUGGCAUACGACAACUCAAUUAUCGAUGAAAUACAAGCUCGUUUGGCUUAUAACUUGCUAUUCAAGCUUUUGGAAUGCGGCCGAGGUGGAGACAAAACCUUGACAUCGGUGGUUCAGCCGGCUGAGAUUACUACUCUGUUGGAUUGUAUAAAGUUAGUUUUCAUGUCGCAACCGUCAUGUGUCGAGAUCGACGGGCCAAUCAACAUUUGUGGAGAUACUCAUGGACAAUUUUCUGAUGUUCUUAGAAUGUUCGACAAAGCAGGUUAUCCACAUCGUGCUAACUACCUAUUCUUGGGAGAUUAUGUGGAUAGAGGUCGUCAUAGUCUUGAGAAUAUUCUUCUUCUUUUUUGUUAUAAACUGAUUUUCCCCAACCACUUCUUCCUUCUCCGAGGAAAUCACGAAUGUCCAUCUAUCAAUAAAGUCUACGGAUUCUAUGAAGAAUGUUCGAAGCGAUACGAUAAAAAAGGGAGUAAAAUGUGGGAGGAUUUUCAAGAUACUUUCUCAACUAUGCCUAUGACCGCAGUUAUUGGACAAAGAAUUCUCUGUAUGCACGGUGGCAUUUCUCCAAGGCUUUCCUCUCUGGAUAAACUCAGAGCAUUUCGUCGUCCUAAUUACCAGCCGAGUCAUGAUCAAACCGAGAUAGAUAUAUUAUGGAGUGACCCUUCAAACAAUGCAAAAGGAUGGAAUCCAAACCAGAGAGAAGUUUCAUAUACAUUUGGAACUGAUGCAUUGAGGAAAGUAUUGAACUCAUUGAAUAUCGACUUGGUCGUUAGAGCCCAUCAGGUCGUGCAAGACGGAUAUGAGUUUUUCGGGCAACGUCGCCUGGUUACUGUAUUUUCUGCUCCUUUUUACUGUGGACAAUUCGACAAUGCUGCUGCUGUCAUGACAGUUAACGAAGAUUUAGUUUGCUCGUUUCAGCUAUUUCAAAUGUUCAGAAAUCAGAAAUCAUAUUUUUUGAACAGAUUCUCCGACCCAAGAAAUACUUUCCGAAGCGCAGGAUUCAAGUUGAUUGAUACUCGGUUUUACUCGGUUACUAAUGUUCAAUGUUAA
This is a messenger RNA of Caenorhabditis briggsae, 1170 nucleotides long. The coding region runs from base 1 to 1170 and encodes 389 amino acids. The record is from RefSeq and is a predicted model, not a curated record. Gene Ontology annotation, molecular function: protein serine/threonine phosphatase activity. Gene Ontology annotation, cellular component: cytoplasm; nucleus. NCBI's taxonomy places the organism in Eukaryota, Metazoa, Nematoda, Chromadorea, Rhabditida, Rhabditidae. The transcript has 6 exons.